GUGAGGCUAUAGUACGCCUCUGCUUCAAACAAGCGUGUUCAGAGAAGGUACUCGCAGCAUAAAAGACCGCGCACUUUCAGGAUUUGAACCAACGAACUGCCCUGCCGGUGAGGGACGGCUUCCUGCUCAGCGCGGCACGGCGGUUGGUGGGAUCGGCAUCAGGCGGGCGCCGCCGGAGUACAACAGAGGAAGGGUGCGGGUAGUUACCGGGGCGGGGCGUGGUGCUGAGCCGCUGAGGAGGUGACACGGAUUACCCAUGCCGCCAUGCGCCCAUUCAAGCCAGCCGCCGCCGCCGCCGCCGGCAGCAUCGCCUCGCGCCUCGCCGGCGCCUCCACGCCCCUGGACGCGCGUAUGGUCAAGACGGGCCUCGACCCACUCACCUGCCGCCACAACCUCCUCUUCAACUCCCUCAUCUCCUCCGGCCGCGUCGCCAGCGCCCGCGAGGUGUUCGACCAGAUGCCCGAGAAGACCGUCCGCUCCCUCAACCGCAUGCUUUGGGGAUACUUCAGGUCCGGCGACCUCGCCGCCGCCUGGGACCUGUUCGGCACCGCGACCCGCCGCAACGCCGUCACCUGGACCAUCAUGAUGGGCGUGGCCGCCACUGGGUGUGGCUCCAAUGCCGUGUCGGUCUUCCGCGACAUGCUCAGGGAGGGCGAGGCGCCCGACCAUGUCGCCAUCUCCACCGUGCUCAACAUGCCUGGAUGCGAUGUCGCGUCGCUCCACCCCUUCGUCACCAAGCUCGGACUUGACACCAGCUUCGUUGUAUGUAACACGCUGAUCGAUGCGUACUGCAAGCAAGGCUUCAUUGCUGCUGGCCGGAGAGUCUUCCUGGAGAUGCCAGAGAGGGACACGGUCUCGUACAAUGCUAUGAUGAUGGGGUGCUCCAAGGAGGGGCUGCACAGGGAGGCACUUGGGCUAUUUGCGGAGAUGCAACGUGAAGGCAUUGACACCAGCCAGUUCACGUUCUCGAGUAUGCUGACCGUGGCAACAGGUAUGGUUGAUCUCCACCUUGGACGUCAGAUUCACGGUCUUGUUGUGAGAGCCGGCUCAGCACACAAUGUCUUUGUCAACAACUCAUUGCUUGAUUUCUACUCGAAAUGCGACUGCCUUGGUGAUCUGGAGCAACUGUUUCUUGAGAUGCCAGAUCGGGACAAUGUUUCGUACAAUGUGAUGAUCUCAGCCUAUGCUUGGAACCGAUGUGCCGGCAUGGUUUUGCAAUUAUUCAGGGAGAUGCAGGCAAUUGGAUUUGACAGGCGGGCCUUACCAUAUGCUAGCUUACUGAGUGUAGCUGGGUCACUGCCUGACAUUGAGAUUGGGAAACAAAUACAUGCUCAAUUGGUACUCCUUGGCCUUGCUUCGGAGGAUCUUGUAGGGAAUGCCCUGAUUGACAUGUACUCAAAAUGCGGUAUGCUGGAUGCCGCAAAGACUAGUUUUGCAAACAAAAGUGAAAAAACUGCCAUCUCAUGGACCGCAUUGAUAACCGGUUGUGUCCAGAAUGGUCAGCAUGAGAAAGCACUGCAAUUAUUCUGUGAUAUGAGAAGAAUUGGUCUAAGGCCUGAUAGGGCAACUUGUUCUAGCAUCAUGAAGGCUUCCUCAAGCCUGGCAAUGAUUGGGCUAGGAAGGCAGCUGCAUUCUUACCUCACAAAAUCAGGCCACAUGUCCAGUGUGUUCUCAGGUAGUGCUCUUCUCGACAUGUACGCAAAAUGUGGCUGUUUGGAUGAAGCUGUCAGGACAUUUGAUGAGAUGCCUGAGAAGAAUUCCAUCACAUGGAACGCUGUAAUUUCAGCCUACGCACACUAUGGACAGGCAAAGAAUGCCAUCAGGAUGUUUGAAAGCAUGCUCCACUGUGGUCUUUAUCCAGAUUCAGUCACCUUCUUGAGUGUGAUAGCAGCCUGCGGUCACAAUGGUUUUGCGGAAGAAUGCAUGAAAUACUUCGACCUGAUGAAAUAUUACUACAGCAUGUCACCCUGGAUGGAACACUAUUCUUGUGUUAUUGAUACCUUGGGUCGGGCUGGCUAUUUUGAUAAAGUUCAGAAAGUGUUGGAUGAGAUGCCAUUUGAGGCUGGUCCAAUAAUAUGGAGCUCCAUUCUUCACUCGUGCAGGAUCCAUGGAAACAAGUGUUUAGCUAAAAUGGCUGCCGAAAAAUUGUUCAGUAUGACGCCCACAGAUGCGACACCCUAUGUUAUACUGUCCAACAUAUAUGCUAAAGCUGGUCACUGGGAAGAUGCUGCACGUGUGAAAAAGAUUAUGAGAGAUAGAGGAGUUAGGAAAGAGUCGGGUAACAGUUGGGUUGAAAUCAAGCAAAAGAUCUACAGCUUUUCUUCAAAUGAUCAAACCAACCCAAUGAUAGCUGAGAUGAAAGAAGAGCUUGAGAGGUUGUACAAAGAGAUGGAUAAACUAGGCUAUGAGCCUGACACUAGCUGUGCCUUGCAUCUGGUGGAUGAUGAGCUGAAGCUGGAGUCAUUGAAAUACCACAGCGAGAGAUUGGCCAUUGCGUUUGCCCUGAUUAACACCCCACCUGGGACACCAAUUAGGGUUAUGAAAAAUCUUAGUGCCUGCCAAGACUGCCAUGCUGCCAUCAAGAUGAUAUCUAAAAUUGUGAACAGAGACAUUAUUGUAAGGGACUCACGCAGAUUUCACCAUUUCAAGGAUGGUGUUUGCUCUUGUGGAGACUAUUGGUAGGAACUCGACCUGCCGCGUAGUUUGAUCAAACUAAUAAAAAUCCAUACUGAAUAUGCUGAAGCACAACCAAAGAUUUACAGGAGCACAUGUGGCAGGUGUUAGUCUCUUGGACCUAUGGCGAGCCCUUGAAGUGAAUCUGAGAUCCAUUUUGCCUUGUCAAAUAAGGCUUACUCUGCUUAACAGCUUAAGGUGUGAAAUUGCCCCUCAUUUAGUUCACAAAUUGCAAAUAAAGGGUUAAAAAAAGAAAGGUAUUUUUUUUGAAUGACAAGGAAAUUUCCACCCCGCUAUCUUUGGCAUCCGGACGAUUACCAUUGUGUGCUUUCCCAAAUUUGGCUAUGCAUAAUAAUUGAUGAAUCAGCACCUUUUGUGCAUAUUAUCUGAAGGCUUUAAUGGUUUGUACAGAACUGAAGACAUCCCUGAAUGUGAAAAUUGAGGCAUGAGUGCAUUGGCGUUCGGCCUAGCUGUGAUUGGCAUAAUCAAAAGGUUGUUAUCUGAAUUCGGCCUGGAUGCCUAACAGGAUGCAGCACCAGUGCUAAAACUGCUUGUUCUUUAAAACUGGAGAAAAAGAUCCGUGGUGCUGAUUGAAAGUAAAAAUAAAUAUGUGCAUAGUUCAGAG
This is a messenger RNA of Panicum hallii, 3298 nucleotides long. RefSeq names its product putative pentatricopeptide repeat-containing protein At2g01510. Gene Ontology annotation, molecular function: protein binding; zinc ion binding; RNA binding. The coding region runs from base 265 to 2682 and encodes 805 amino acids. The transcript has 4 exons. Gene Ontology annotation, biological process: RNA modification. NCBI's taxonomy places the organism in Eukaryota, Viridiplantae, Streptophyta, Magnoliopsida, Poales, Poaceae. The record is from RefSeq and is a predicted model, not a curated record.